Messenger RNA from Leptosia nina, 249 nucleotides. The record is from the annotation of a GenBank genome assembly. NCBI's taxonomy places the organism in Eukaryota, Metazoa, Arthropoda, Insecta, Lepidoptera, Pieridae.
AUGGAGAGGGACAUUGUAACAUUAGGUCUCGAGGACCGUUUAAUCCUCGAAGUGCUACGUAAGGAACACCCUGAGGUGUUCCUCAAUAUCAAAAAAGAGGUCGCGCCUCGCGCGGCCUCUACGUCCCUCCCGUCGCGCGCGGCUACACCGUGCGCCGACGGACCCGUCUUAGAAAUGGCGACACCUAGGUCGCUGAGUCCCCUGUCGCGUGCCGCCUCCGACGCUGCGACAAUACGGAACGCCGUCUGA